GUGAAUAAAAAGAUUGUGUUGAUUUGUAUAAAUUAUUGAUGAACAAUAGUCUUUCCAGCCUAUUGAAAUCUAUGCUAUAUCUCAUCAGUACGUUAGCUCCCUGUUAGACAAGCUGACAUAUCACACACCAUGGCAGACCUCGCGUAUCUCGUCGUUUUUCUCGUUCUUUUCGUGCACACGGUUGCGCCUGAGUUCGUCACAAUGUCGGGUGUGACGGAAGAGGACAAGGCGCUGGAUCUACCACCCUCCCUGUCCUUGAUCGUCGCCGGGCUGAUUGCGUGCAGUGCGCGGUGCCGCAGACAAGACUUCUGCCUCUACUACAACUAUCGCGCAAAAGACGACGACCAAGCCCUUGGCCUGUGCGAGAUCUUUGACGUGUUUCUGUCGAGGAAGGAUCUCAGUACGAAGGUCAAGUCGAAGCCAGGAUCAUUGUUUGUGGCAGUCCCACUUGCAAAAAGCGACCCGCGCUCGUGCGUGGAUUACGCGCGUGUAGGGCUCACGCACCUGCCCAAGUUCUACAUCCUGGACGACGCCGGCGACGCCUACAGAGUCACGUGUGACUUCACGUCUGAACCGGGCUCAGUAUGGACACUAGUCAAGUCAUAUUCCACCCCUCAGUUCUUAUAUACAGCCCUUUACGUCAACGCCCCUAAGAACCAGGACAACCCGAACUGGAGCCAGUACCGACUCUCCCUUCCCCGCAUGGAAGCCCUCCAGAACGUAUCCACGCACUGGCGAGUCACGUGCAGCUUUCCUCACGCCGGCGUGGACUACACGGAUUAUCUGCGCGGGAACUUCUCGUUCGCUGACCCCGUCCAUGUUUAUGGCCCUUACUUAGACCCUUCUGCAUGUAGAUUGAUCGAGUUCGUGAAUAUUCGAGGGGUUACCCGCAAACACAUCAUGGUGCCUCUAUAUCAAGUUGAUGGCAUUUUUGAGCUUUGUACCGAGAGUUCAACUCCGGGGUGUAAUAACGAAUGGACGCCGAUUGCUGGGGCUGUCUUCUCAGAAGACAACUUUGGCUAUUACAUGUUUUCGAACACGAAGUUCCGGUGUACCAAUGGGCAGGACUCUUCCACCAAUAUGUGGUUCGGGAGCUAUUUGUGAAAAGGGUGACUAGCGUAAACACAAUGCUCUAUCGCUAUGGGUUUUUACUUGGCGGUUGGUUCGUUAUUCGCAAACAAUAAAUCACCCUCAUUAACGCUAGGGGUGCUAGACUGUACUCACGUGCAGCACGUGGUGGAUUCAUUAAAACCUGAAAUUACGAUAGAAGUGAAGGUAGCCGGGGCUGGCCUUCGCCCAACAAAUUAGUUCAAUAUUUAGUAACAAAUCAUGUAAACACAGACACGCACAUCACAAAGGACCUCGUUAUAGCAGUUAUAGAACAUGGACAACUAUUAAAACGUCUUUUAAAACUUUUUUCGAUUCUGUAAAUGUUAUAUUCUAUGUUAUAUCUAAGAGCAGUAAAAAAUAACAAAAAAACAGCCUGUGUUGUUUUAAUGUUUUUCAACGCCAACC
Messenger RNA from Nematostella vectensis (starlet sea anemone), 1515 nucleotides. RefSeq lists its product as uncharacterized. The coding region runs from base 130 to 1104 and encodes 324 amino acids. The record is from RefSeq and is a predicted model, not a curated record. Lineage: Eukaryota; Metazoa; Cnidaria; Anthozoa; Actiniaria; Edwardsiidae. The transcript has 2 exons.